AUGGUGCAACGUCUAAUUGUACGCAUUCUUGUUCUCGUGCCACUAUUUGCAGUCGCGUCGUGGUCAAGCUUGUACGCACCAUCAAUUGGAGCGUGGGUUUUGCCUUUACGUGAAAUGUACGAGGCACUGACUAUUUAUACAUUCUACUCGCUUCUUACAUCGCUCUUGGGCGGCGAACGCGAUAUAAUUUUCACUACCACCGGCAGAGCCCCGUUGCAGCUUGUCUGGCCAGUGCGUCUAUGGCGUAAAAACGUUGAUAUCUCAGAUCCUCCCACUUUCUUGAAGAUCAAGCGCGCAAUCAUGCAAUAUGUUUGGGUUCGUGUUAUUGUCACCAUACUCCAAUUGGUUCCGGGAAGCACGGCACAUCUGAUAUUGACUGUUGUUUACAAUAUUAGCAUCACGCUGGCACUUAAUGCUUUGACUUUAUUUUGGGUGUGCCUUUCUUCAGACCUGGCCCCCUACCGGCCAUGGCCAAAGUUUUUAUGCGUCAAGCUUAUCGUAUUUUUCAGUUAUUGGCAGACACUGGGCCUUGCAAUCCUUCACUAUUUCAAAGUAAUCAAGGAUCAAGACAGUCUCGUGCUCAUUUCAAAUUCCCUUCUUUGCUUCGAGACCCUCGUUUUUGCUAUAUACCAUAUUCGCGGCUUCCCUUACUCUGAAUACGCAAACCGACCUGAGUUAGGAAGACUUUACCUUGGAGCGGCAAUAAAAGAUACCUUUGGCUUCGCAGAUCUGAUGCAUGAUUUCAAACAAACAUUCGUCAGUGCUCGCUACGGCUACCACGAUUUUGAUUCUGUCGAGGCAGUCCUUGAUCACCCUGAAUCGGCCUCGCGUCAGGCUCGCCUAGCCGCUGGGCUGAGAUACAAGAACCAGGGCCGUUCGAAAUACUGGCUGCCGCUCAAUGCACAAACACCAAAGCUUUGGCAAAAUUAUGGCUCAAUUGUCUCAACGACUGAGCCGGAACAGGAAAUCUCAUGGGCUAAAGACGAUAUUGAUGGUGAUGAGGUUUUCUACACUAAAGCCCGCACAACCUAUGGGGAUUACAAUUAUCCAGUCACAAUAGACCGCGAAGAUCCACCAUACAGGACUGUGGCUGAACGUUUGGCUUGA
Wickerhamiella sorbophila is the source of this 1107-nucleotide messenger RNA. RefSeq lists its product as hypothetical. Gene Ontology annotation, biological process: transport. NCBI's taxonomy places the organism in Eukaryota, Fungi, Ascomycota, Dipodascomycetes, Dipodascales, Trichomonascaceae. The coding region runs from base 1 to 1107 and encodes 368 amino acids. Gene Ontology annotation, molecular function: transporter activity. The record is from RefSeq and is a predicted model, not a curated record. The transcript has a single exon.